CAUUAAUAUUGUGUCAAAACACGAAAAACGAGCCCUUAGAUAUACACUUCUUUCCCUUAUAUCCUUUGGUCACAUGCUGGGACUAUCCACGCCAAUCAACGCUAUCCGUGCAAGUUUCCGUUGGCCUGGUAGAUAGGUGCGAGUUUCGAUUGUGGAUUUGAUCGUUGUAACAAUCGGCAGCACACGUGCGCCCGCUCACGGUAGACACGGAUGCCCCAACGCACGUGGGUACUCUCUGUGAGCACCAAGCUGAGUUGGCGGCACAGCGUGGACCGACAGCCGUGUGCUUGCGUACCGGGAACCUCUGUUGCGUCGGAACCUUGUUGCUGUCGGAGCGAUCAGUGACGAGAACGUCGCGCGGAGCUUUUGUUCCAGCUGUCUCGGCCAGCGACAUUGCACCAUAUUGUAGCUCAUCUCACCACACCUUUAGCAAGUGUGGUGAGAUGAGCAGUGCUUGAGCUGCCGAGGAUUAGCGAUUAAUCGUCGCGUAGGGGAUUCGGAUUCAUCAGUCAUCGCUGCAUGGCCCCCAGAUUUCGACCAUGGUUUGACGUACGAUCGGCUGAUCGCGUGCUAUUCGCAUCGACUCUCUCGCUUCUACCAUUGUGGAAGCCGCCCCAGCGUGUCGUGUUGCGUAGCCGUGGUGCAAUCGCAGAGGAAGUUUCUCAGCGGCGACAUCUGCUCCAACCCACAUGGCAGUCGCUUGCAGUCCCGACGCUCAACUGAUUCCCAGGGAUUCCAACCCCGUGACACCUGCGUCGCAGGCGCCCGCUCGCCUUUACGUAGCGUUACUCAACGAAUUGGCGGAUGUAGAUCGGGUGCGCUUCGCGUUUCUGGUGUACGCGGCGAUAAACUCGCAGCACGGCGUCCCGCCCUCGCGGCAGUCGCGCGCCCUGGUCCGGUACCUGACCGGGCGCGGCGGCGAUGACUUCGACGUCGUCAAGAGCUGCCUGCGCGACGAAUUCGGAGCCUUGGUGGACGACACCGCGCUGGAGAUUCUGUACGUGAUGCGAAAGUUCGAGCCCAUGCGAAGGAUAUUCGGAGUCUGUCGUCACCGAGCCAGCAGGCUCUACCAGUCUCCCAGGCGCGUCAGGAAGUUUUGGCGUGAGUUGGCCAACUUCUGCGAGUCCUGCCUGGAUGAGGAGGCUGCGGAGAUCUCGAGGCACUUCCUUCCCGAAUCCUCGCUGUCUGGUGUGCCAACGCAUGCGGAAGCAGUUGUCGUGCUUUUGUACGAGCGGAGCGUCAUUACCUUAGACAACUACUCUGCCCUGUACGAACACGUGAGGACCACGUACAACAACGAGGAACUCUUGGAGCAUCUUUGUGAGACAGUGCCGCGGUAUCCUAUGGUCAACAGUCCUCAUGGAUAUGCCGUCAUUUUAAAUCACAACGUGUUCAAAGACCCAAAGAACGAGAUCAAGUUGCUAGAGAGGCAAGGCACAAAGAAAGACGUUGAUGUGCUGAAGCGACUGUGGGAGGAACUGGAUUUCAAUGUAAGGAUAUACGACGACUUCACAUCAAGUGAAAUUGAAAAAUUGCUGCUGGAAAUUGCCACAGUUUGGGACCACAGCAAGAGUGAUGCCAUUGUGUUCAUCAUCCUGUCCCACGGGUACAGAGGUGGGUUUUACGCCAGUGACUGCGCGAAGGUGGACCUCGACACAGUCGAGAGCUACCUCUGCGAGAAAUGCGACGGCCUCCAGAACAAGCCGAAGGUGCUUUGCAUCCAGGCUUGUCAGAAUGAAGACAACUCCGCUCGCUGUCCUACCGUGACCCCCACUACGGCAGCAUCUUCGUGCAAGCUUUCGUGGAUGCAGUGCGGCGACACUGGCGCAACCACGACCUGCUGCAGAUCGGGACAUUCAUCAACAGCGGUGUUGCCGACAGACCCAUCCCCGUGGUGUCCAGCAAUGGCCAGAAUAUCAACUGGUCAAGCCAGACCUCGGAAGUCGGCAACACGCUCACUCGUUCCCUCUACCUGGGAAAGGAGUGAAACACCGCUGCAGUGGUUUAGGCCCCCAAUACAGAUAGUCAGUCAAUUGUUUUUACCAUUUUUUUUUAACAGCCAAGCUGUGAAAGCUGAUAGGGAGAGGUCUUUCACAAAAAAACCCUGCUGCGUUGUGCCAUUGCCAUAGCAACCGCCACAGCUGCAUGCCACCUGUGCCGAAGAUAGCCCAGCCGUCGCCAUAGCAACCACCACAGUUUCUUAGACUGUGGCUCAGGGACAGCGGUUUCAACACAUUCAGAGUAGCAAGCUUUGUGCCUAUUCUGAAUCCGCUCUUUGUUGUCACUUGGUUGCCGCUUCUUCAGCCAGGCAUGCUGAAUCCAAUCACCACCAGUGUUGAGACUGCCGUGACUGCGAGCUGAGGAACAAACAGCUUCGCUUUGCCAAGCUUUGUGCAACUUUGUGCAAACUUUGUGCAAACUUUCCACAUUUUUCUUUUUUACCAACAGUCAAGAGAAAGUCAGUCUAGACAGGUAGACGCACCCCUCCAGCACUCUUACCUGCAUAUCCUCAGUGGGAAAGGGCAUUUCUCGCUGCACUUUCUUGCAGUCCAGGAUGAAAAUCCGAGCUUUGUCCACAGACGUUGUUGCUCCCACAGAGUAUUUGCAUUAGAGCUCUAUUCAGUAACGCUUACUUAUUUUUGCCAUGUCUCAUGCCUUUCGGAAGCUGACUUUCCCAUACAGGCACACACUUGUGUCACUGCAUAUAUGUAGAAUAUUAAUGAGAUCUAACAGACAAUCAUGCCAAGUACAAGGUAUGUUAUUAGAAGCAAUUGUUAUGUAAAUAUGAAGGAGUAAAAGUGGAUGAAAAGAUAACUUGCUGUUGGGCAGGGACCACAGCUGCGACCUUUGAGUAACGUGUCUGAUGCUCUACCAACUGAGCUACUAUGGCUGAUAUACCCCCGUCCGCUUUGCACGUCAGCAUGGUGAUAUCAUUAAUGUGUUUCAUGCUAGUGGUUGUUUUAGUGGUUUGCAUGAAAACUCGUAAGGCCAUUGUGUGUGCAUUAUUUUUGCAGCCAGAUUUGCUGUAAUAUAUGAUGAACAUGAUAAAAGUGUGCAAGAGUGUAACUAGCACCUAACUUAUUUUUGUACGGUGAAAUUUCUAGACUUGUUAUUAGUGUGGUGUUUAGGCAAUGGUAUUAACCAUGUCCAGGAAGGCGACAGGUCUGUUUGUGCAGGUUAUUUAAUAUUAGUUUCUUGUUAAAAUGCUUCUGAUCACUGGAUCUCAUGUCGUGUGGUGCAACUCCCAAGUUGUGUAGACGGCGAUGUCCUUCUGAUCGCGCUAUUCAUGUGCAAGAAAACUGUCCUACUUAUGCUCCCAUUUAACGGUGGUGCUUGUAACCCUUAAUGACCAGAGUAAUAUAAUCUGCAUAAAAUGCAUGUAUGAGUCUCUGUAUCUCCUGGAGGAGAUACCGAUAUUGGGGUUAAACAGGAACGGUGACAAAACAGAACCCUGUGGUGUCCCUUUGCCCCCAAUGCGAAAGAAUCCGAUUUGAUAUCUCCUAUUAAAGUUUCUGUGGUUCGACCCUCCAAGAAUGAUUUGUUGUAGCAGAAUGUCCUGGCCCCUGGGCCAACUUCCGAUAGGUUAUUUAAUAUUGCCUCGUGCGGAACAUUGUCGAAAGCUUUAUUCAGGUCAAGCCCCAACACAGCUUUGGUGCCCGUGCCAUGCCCGGGAUCGACUACAUCAUGUUUCAACUGUAUCAUGACAUCCUGCGUGGACAAAUUGGCCCUGAAAUCUAUCAUAGUUGGGGGAAAUAUCGCCUUGUCCUCUGCAUAACCCUGAAGCCUGUUGAGAACCACGUGCUCCAUCACUUUGCCCACACAUGAUGUCAGGGAUAUGAGGCACAGGUUCUCCAAGCAGAGUUUCUUGCCUGGCUUAGGAAUAAAUAUACGAAUCCUAGCAUGCUUCCAUUGUGCUGGGAUCUCCCCGGCCACCCAAUACUCAUUUACCAAGUCAGUGAUGCCACAACCGAUUUGAAAUCUAGAUUUCUCAGCAUUUUAUUAGUAACCCCGAUUGGGCCUGCGGCAGACGAAGUACGCAGCUGCCCCAUGGCAAACUCCACCUCCGCGAUUGUAAACUCUUUAUCUAGUUCCGAGUUUUCCACCCCCGAGUAGCGGGGUAAGCAACCGUCUACUCCAUCAGUUAUGUACCGAUUCCGGGGUUCCUGUAUAAACUCUCUAAUUGUGCCUUCGUAUUGAUGCAUUGCUCGAGUCAUUUGUCCCCGUUGCGCCAAUUUGGUUGCUGCAGGAUCCAAAAGAUGCCUCUACAGCUGCCAUGUCUUUUUGCAUCCUAACAGUCCAUUCAUGCGAUCACAAAUCAGGUCCUACUGCUUGGCUUGCAACUCAAUUGUAUAAUUUUCGAUUUUCCGUUUUAACUAGGCAGUCCUUCUGCGAAGGAUGCCAGUAUAUUUUUGCUUCUUCCAUCUUCUCAAGAGACUCGCGUGCGUUUCCCACAUGUGUAUUAGUCUAGAGUCCGCCGUAAACUCCUCCUGCUCGACUGGCUCUUCUACUGUGGUAUUCUUUACAUCCUUCUUGAGCGCCUCUACCGAUGCGUCCAGGUCUAAUUUUCCCGUCUAUAGUGCCUGCUCCGUUUUUCCUAAAUCUGUCCCAAUUCAUAAUUCUAUGCCGCUUCACUUUGUCUUUAUGCUUCGCAGCGCUAAACGUCGUGGAAAGGAUAUAGUGAUCACUUCCUAGUGCUUCUCCCGUGUUAAUCUACUUUGCAUAACUGAUACCUCUAAAUAACGUAAGGUCUGGAGAGGUAUUCAUGCUUAUGCUGUUGCCUAUCCUCACAUGAUCUUGCAGAUUGUUUAACAGCGUUCAUCGCAGAUCCUGGGCAACUUGCCAAAGUCGAUUGCCCUUUGGGCUGGCUGGAAUAUAACCCCACUCUGGGUGAGGCGCAUUGAAAUCUCCUACCAUUAUACGCUGAGCGCGAGCUGCUAACCGUUGAGUUUGAAUUGGGAGUUGUGGCAAGCCCAAUCCUUUUUCUUUUGGAGAACUAUACACAUUAAGUAAAAACAGAUUCUUCUCAUCCUUUCGUUUAGGUGAAAUUUCCAGCAGGACGUAGUCUUCUCUGCUGCUAUCUACGGAAUGCUGAAUGGCAGUGAUGUUGCAAUGGACUAGCAUGGCUGUGAAGAUGCGUGAUACGCCGCUUGAAUCAAUCCCUGGCACUGCAAAUGCCUUAAAUCUGGGUAACUUUACGGAAUUACUAGCCCCCUGUAAGGCUAUUAUGUCCGGUUUACUAUCCAGAUUUUGUACGUGCAACUGCAGGUUACCCCGCUUUUGACGAAAGGCCCUGCAGUUUCACUGCAAAACCUCAAUUUGUUGGGGAAGUGCUCUGAUGAGGCACCAGGUUGACUAAUGGCACUUGGUCACCCACGGGAGGCAGUCUUGCCUCCAAUAGAGUAUGAAGCUGCAGAGCCAUGCCCAUGACCUGGGUUUGGGAAGCCCUAAAUUCACUGGAAAGCAUGCUGAAACGCUCCUUUAUUGUGUCUAAUCUGGCUUUGAUUUUUUCGACUCGAGCCCCCAAUCUGUUCUAUCCCCUGGUUUGCCUACUUUAUCCGCAAGGGUAGUCACAUCCGACUUAAGACUAGUGACCUUAAAAAUGGGCUGUGGCAUGUUUACUGGUGACGUUUCCACUAAUCGUUUUGCAUUAGCUUUCUCGUCUACCGGUGGUAGUCUCUUCACUGUCCCCCGAUUCUCCACUUCCAUAGCCACACUCUCUUGUACGCGAGCAGACGGCUCUUCCGUCGCUUUCUGUAGGCCUUGCUGUACUGGUGCCUGUGUCCCUUGUGUUUGGUCGUUUUUAAGUGUGCGUUCCAUCUCUGCAAUUUUAUUUUCCAUUCUUUUAAUCAAAUCUCCCUGCUGCUGAACCAGCGCUGCUAACUCCCUCUCUCGAGCAGUUUCGUUCUGGGAGGCCGUGCCUGACAAGCUCACCUGUUUGUUAGUGUCGUGUGCGUGGCUGUUGGGACUGGAUACCUGUCCGCCACCUUGGCCGCCCCCGCAUCGUGGCAAUGGUGGGAAGGAACUCGACCGGUCCCUGCUUUUGCUUGUGCUUUCUUUACCCCUCGAUGACCGCUCUGUGGCCCUCGAGGACCGCUCAUUGUUGCAAGCUUCGCCCUCUCUUUUGAUGCUCUGCUGCCGGCCUGUCGGUGGCUUGCGAGCCAGGCGAAACUUGCAGUUCCGGCUCCCUGUGUGAUGCGCACCAUGGCACACGAUGCAGUCCGGCGUGCACGUAAGUGGCUCUCCUUCUGGCGGGGCAAGAUGGUCCUUCCCGCAACGGUGACAUAGGUUACUCUUCGGACGACAGCAAACAUCCGCUCGAUGUCCAACUCGUCUGCAGUUGUAGCAGGUCCCGACUAAAUUUCUAUAUGGGAUCACAGCGUACAGACAGUUCCAGUGAAUAACCUACCGGGGUAUGCGUUUUCCCCCGAACGUAAUCUGAAUCGCCUUCGACUUUCCCAGAGGUCUCGUGUCCAGAAUAUCUAUGCCUUCAUUCUUAAAGAAUUCCUCCCAAACUUUUCCACUGGGCAUCCAUCAUAAGCAUUGUAAAUCACUCCCCACACGGAGUUCUCCAACGGCGCCACGAACGCCGAAACCGGCAGGUCACAAUCACCCAGCUUGAGCGUCUUCAUAGUCGCAAAUGUCCCACUGCGAUUCAUACACGGUGUGCUCACCGUCAAUGUGUUGUUUGUGCCAUUAACCCGCACAACGUCUUCUUCCGCGGCAAUUGCACUUGUUAGACACGCUGCUGCUCUCAGUGCACAUUCGAGUUCUGUCGCUGUCACGACACUCAAGUCCCAGUUCUGGGGCCUGUACACAACCUUGAAAUCAGUGGCUGGCAUCUUGAGAAACGGUCCGCGUUUCUUCCACACCAGCGCUUUCCCCCGCUUGACUUGCUGCGCUCCGUGCGUCUUGCGCCUGUUGCUGCCAGCCUGCAUCUCUCAAGGCUUACCCUUGGCGUUACAGGCCAUACAAAGUCUUUUUAAAUCGGUCCUGUGUCUUCAGCUGUGAAGCCUACUCUUCCGCUACAAAAUCUUCGGGCGUUAUAGUCUCUCCUUCGACGUAGUAUUCCAUUUUCAGCCUAACAAGGCCCACGGUCACCAGGCGCAAGCCGGACGCCCGGUGCCGUGGCCAGGGCUUUGCCUAGGAAAUAGGCCUAGCUUUGUCACCGCCGGGUUGAUAGGAAAAUCUUGGAAACUCCUAAAACGGGGACAAACUUGCCUAUACGAGUGGUGUCCGUAGGUACAGGGCAACCUCUUGAAGACGAGCCCACUAACAGCAAGUCCAGAACAAAGCGCGUCCGCCGAUAGUUGGUCAUCGGGCCGGAGCUCUUGCAAAGCACGUCCGCACAGCGUCUCACUCCAGCCGUGUCUCACGCCGGGAGCGAGGGAAAAGACUCUGCGGAGGAACGCGACGACGUAGCCAAGAAUCUACGCGACAGCAACACUAGCGUACACAGGAAUCACAAUGAGAGAGAGUGACAAAGUUUCGUCAUGCACACUCAAGGUCACGAUGCGUGCUGAUGCAGCCUCUUUUCUUAGUGUCAUCCUGUCCUUGUGUAGUGUCCAGUGUACUCGCCAGGACGAAAGAAGAAAAAGUACUUGAAGCAAGCGACAAAUCCCUAUGACACUGCAGAUUUUUUAUGAAUUCAAGGCAUUUUCGGAGUAAUCGACUCGUGAGGCAAUAAACUCUGAUACUAAGCUCAUUCAAUGAUUACAUGGCAAACUAAUUCAGACCCAUUUAAAAGAUGUCAUGAGCUGUUUGUAUCUGUACAAAUGGUACCCUUGUGCCUUACAGUGUAGUGACGUAGUUUUGUAAGUUAUGAUGGUUGUUUUUUUCAUCAGCUGAUAUUCAAGUCAGUGACGAUAGGUAGUAUAUUUUUUAUAUAUUUUUGUCAAAUGCCUUGUUCCAAUAUUAAUACCACUUCUUUCCAACUGCGCUAUUUGUAUGUUCAUUUGGGAGACUGCCUUGGUCAUUUCAAUUUUUCACUUCAAUGUAUGUGCACAGUACAAGGUGGAGAGUCAAUGUGCAAGAAAAAAAAGAUACAGAUUACUAUUUGCUAUGCAUGGUGCUAGUUAUUGUGGCAUAUGAUGAGCUUACCGAUGCAUUUCAAAAGGUCUGAGUAGGCAACAAAUCGUUUAUUUGCCACCAAAAUUGCAAACGGCAAGAAUGACCCUUGGGAAACAGAAAGCAGUUUUCUUUUUGUAUGACCACAUAAAUACGAUGUCAAGAGACAAUCCUGAGUAAACCAUUCGGUUUCUCUGGUUGUAUUGUCUCUUGGCCUGUUGCUGUUAGCAACAAGCCCUGUGCCUUACAACAUCACUACACUGUAAUCUUGUAAUUUGUGAUGGUACUGUUUUCUCAAACCAGUGAUGAUACUAUGAUAUGGCACAAUUUUUUACGUCCUUGCAGAGUGUCUUGUCAUUGUCUGUAAACUUUUAUCGUGCCUAGUCAUGUAUUUAAAUAAACUUGUGCACAAA
Molecule: messenger RNA, 8477 nt
Organism: Rhipicephalus microplus (southern cattle tick)
Lineage: Eukaryota; Metazoa; Arthropoda; Arachnida; Ixodida; Ixodidae
Product: caspase-7
Biological process (GO): proteolysis
Molecular function (GO): cysteine-type endopeptidase activity
Source: RefSeq, a predicted model, not a curated record